Molecule: messenger RNA, 1485 nt
Organism: Acipenser ruthenus (sterlet)
Lineage: Eukaryota; Metazoa; Chordata; Actinopteri; Acipenseriformes; Acipenseridae
Product: methyltransferase N6AMT1-like
Exons: 7
Coding region: 142-780 (212 amino acids)
Biological process (GO): methylation
Cellular component (GO): eRF1 methyltransferase complex
Molecular function (GO): protein methyltransferase activity; S-adenosylmethionine-dependent methyltransferase activity; nucleic acid binding
Source: RefSeq, a predicted model, not a curated record
CCGAAACACAAUUCUGGCAAGCGUGCACUGUUGUUGCAUUCUUUUCCUGGUUGAAGAUGUUGAUUUUUUUCUUGGUCGCAUGAUAAAUUACUAGAGAAGCCUAUAUCAUCGGAUUGAUUUGAUUUCGUAAUUGGAGAGGGGAUGUUUGCCACCCCCCUGUAUGCCCACACUGGGCGUGGUGCAUUUGCCAAUGUGUACGACCCAGCCGAGGACACCUUCCUCCUGAUGGAUGCCAUGGAGCAAGAUGCAGAACUGCUUCUUCAGAGAGAUCCCUCUGUCUGCCUGGAGGUCGGUUCUGGUUCUGGUGUAGUUUCUGCCUUCGCUGCUUCAUUCAUUGGGCCUAAAGCAGCCUACUUCUGUACAGAUAUUAAUCCCUUAGCUGCUGCCUGCACUACAGAGACCGCACGCUGCAAUGAAGUCAGUGUUCAGCCAGUAAUCACCGAUUUGGUCAGUGCACUGUUGCCCAGGCUUCUAGAGAAAGUGGACAUUCUACUCUUCAACCCCCCCUACGUUGUGACUCCAUCUGAGGAGGUAGGAAGCUGUGGUAUCGAGGCCUCAUGGGCAGGUGGGAGGCGGGGCCGAGAGGUGAUGGACAGGCUGUUUCCCCUGGUUCCCCAGCUCCUGUCCAAUCAGGGGCUUUUCUAUCUGGUUACCGUGCAAGAGAAUAACCCAGAGGAGAUUAUCAGCUUGCUGGGGAAGGCUGGGUUGAAGGGGAUUAUGGCUCUUUCUCGACAGGCUGGAAGAGAAACUCUGUCCAUUCUCCGGUUCUCGAAAUCCUGAGCCUGCUCUGCUAAAUUCAGUUGGUCCUUCAGGAUAAUAACCCAGACCUUUUCAUCUGUAACACCCCUGCAUUAUGUGGGCGGGCAUUGUGUUGGUGUUAGGGGAAUACCUGGACCUGUGUCGAGGAUUUACGAUCAUCAAGCAUGAUGUGAGCGGGCUGCUGUAUAAGGGUCCUGAGCGACUGUAUCAUCUGUAACAAGGUUGUUGGAAUGUGAUAACCUAAAGCGAGUGGGUGCACUAAGCUGAAAACUGACAUCCUGUGUCAACAGUUUAAUUAAAUAAGAAAAUAUUUUGUGGAUGUCUUCAUCACUGUGGUUAAGCUUACAUGGGAGAAUGAGUUGAAUUUUCAUCUUGCCCUUUAUUAAGGUGUGUUGAAAAUGUCCCUUUUAUUUUAAGUUAGCCCAAGUUUAAGGAAAAUGCAGUGCGCGAUGUAAUGUCUUUUGAUGUAAAUCAGAAAUGUGGAAGAAGUUGGAUUACAGAAGUUUUCAUUUUUUACACACAUUUUGACCUUAAUAAAUCAGUCAUGCCUUAUUAGGAAAAUGUCCUCCAAGCUUGAAAUUACCAGCAUGUUUUGAUUUGUAAUAUGAAGUGUAUGAGUAUCCCGGUUCUGUUUUUGUCCCAGUCCGUUUCAAUUCUGUGUUAGCCGUUCUCUCAUUCUCUGGCGCUACACACAAUUUAAAAAAUAAAGUAUUAUUUUUUUACACA